Fukomys damarensis (Damara mole-rat) is the source of this 3604-nucleotide messenger RNA. It is a transcript of the gene Fxyd2, whose product is annotated as FXYD domain containing ion transport regulator 2. Gene Ontology annotation, cellular component: membrane. The transcript is spliced from 4 exons. The coding region runs from base 3270 to 3584 and encodes 104 amino acids. Gene Ontology annotation, molecular function: sodium channel regulator activity. The record is from RefSeq and is a predicted model, not a curated record. NCBI's taxonomy places the organism in Eukaryota, Metazoa, Chordata, Mammalia, Rodentia, Bathyergidae. Gene Ontology annotation, biological process: monoatomic ion transport; regulation of sodium ion transmembrane transporter activity.
UAAAGGGAGUUCCUGCUUGGAGGAGACAGGAGACUGAGGUAAAGCAACUGAGGGCACUGUCCCAUUGGGUGUGACAGUGAUGAAACCCAUCCAGGAGUAGCGAUUCUGUCUUCCUCCCUAAAUCUCCUAGGUUUCUGGGUCUGGAAGGACACAGCAGGCACAAUCAGAUGUUCCCCUGUGGCUUCAUCCUGGAACAGCAGACCAAGGGGGAGGGCUGGGGUCUCCACAUGCUUUGCGGCCUUUCUGGAACCACAGAGUAUGUUUCCAUGCCAGCUGGCCUCCCUUCCCAAGGAAGACUGGAAGAACAGGAACGUAGGCCAGACCCCAGCAGGGGAAGGCCACGCUGCUCAGUUUGUCUGGGGAGAAACAGCUUGGGGACGGUGGGUGGUGGCUGGCAGAGGUCCUGCUGGAAGGUCAGGGAGCAAAGGGGAUGGCAGGGACCCCAUUUCAGAGAUCACCCCCUGGGGCCUGAGCCAAAUGAAGGGACUGCAGUGAGUAUCGUGUCGCCUGGCAACCCAGCGCAGGGUGAGGAGGCUGAAGCUGCCCUUUGUUAGGACCUUCUUUGGCCAGCAGUCCUGCAAGGUAGGUGCUCUUGUCCCAUUUUACAGAGGGCAGGAAGACCAUGGAGAGUUGUUCUUCCUCCGGUCAUGCAGUGGAAGGGAAGGGUUUGGGGGGCAAAGGGAUUUGAGCUCAGGUGGUGUGGCCCUCAGAGCGCCCCCUGUGCUCAGUGACCUGGAGGAGGAGACACUGCCCCGGCCUGUGCUUAGGGAAGUGCAGGCCACGGGUUAAAGGGGCCAAGGCCACUCUGCAAGAGAGUAGCGUGUCUCAGACAGAGACUCCUUGUCCCCAGUGCCAGCUGGGACCUGAUGAUGGCCUCAGUGGGCUGGGAAAGGACAAGGAAGAAGACUGGGGAAAGACUCAGGCAUGACUGAGGGAUGGGGUGGGACCUCUUCGACCCCACCUGGGCUUCCAGGGCUGGGGAGGAGCAGGAGGGCAGGAAUGGGAUACAAGAGGAAUGACAGAAAAGCUCCCUACUCUAGAAGAGCAAGGAGGGGGAACUGGCCAUUCGAGAGGGCAAACCAACCCAGUUACCUAUUGUGGGUAGGUGACGGCAUGGAACAAGGGCUGCCUUAGGCCAGCUCCAGGUUCACUUGUGCCACUGACAAUGAUAUCACCUCUCUGGGACUGAUCUAUUUACGUAACCGUGGGGUCCACCGUGGGCCAUCUUGGGCCUUGUGGGGAUGCAGACACAAAUGAAGACAAUCCUUGUCCUCCUGGGGCUUAUCUUCCUGUUGGAAGAAAGGCAAACAAGAUAAGGAAAAUAUUUAACUUGUCAGAUAGUAGUACUAAAUGCUACAGAGAAAAAUAAAAGCUCUGAGAAGGAGUUUGAGGUGUGGCAGGAAGUAGUGUGAACAGUUUAGACAGGGAAGCCGCAGAGGCCUGCCUGAGUCAGUCCCUGAAGACUUGAGCUCAGUGUGAGCUGAGCCAGAACUCUCUGGAGGCUGCGUGGAAGCCAAGGUCCUGAAGCAGGAGUGAGUCCUGGGGGUCUAGAGGGCCAUCAAAGUGACCAAUAUGGCUGGAAUGGAGAGAUGGGCAGGAAGUUGGAGACAAGUUUGUGCAAAAACAACCUUGGUUCCCUUGAGGAGGCUUGACAGGAGAGUGAAACAUUUUGCCAAGUUUGGGGGUUGAAUGGCGUGCCCUUGGGGACCCUUUCCAGUUAGUUUCUAACAUGGUCUUUGAGAUCAAGGUGCCCCCUUAAAGCACCAGGCUGAGGGAGAGAUUGCAGAACUUGUAUAUGGGGGUGCAGAGGGGUCCAGCUGAGAGUUUCCCUUGGCUGCACCCCUGGUACAAUGUUUGGAAACACCCACUCCCCAUCCAUUAAGUUCCAUCUAGUCCUAAGAUGUCUACACACCUCCAGGGCCCACCUUGGAGAGUUCCCACUGGUAGCUCUGGGCUAUCUGAAUGUGCAGGUUUCCACUUGGGAACAUUCGACAAUGCCAGUGGGUGGAGUGGUCCUGCUUCCAUGAGAGGUCGGGGCUGCUGGCUCAGGGACCCAGCACAGACUGCAGCCCAACCGAAGAAGGCCCUCUAGGCCAGCCGGUUGGUCUCUACUGCAGAGCAUGUCCUGCCCAGGUGGCUUCCGGGAGCAGGAAGUACUGAGGGGGACAGAGAGGCUGGUUGUCCAAGUAACCAGCCCCAACCCUGCUAUUCAGUAUCCAUGCUGAGGUGACCAUGCCAAGGCAGCCAUAGGAGCUCAAGUGAGACCUUCCGGUCAGAGCCCGCUACACAGAGACUUCUUAUAGUGGCCUUGCACAGGGCUGGUGGCAGUAGUCGGGGUUCAGGGACUCUGAGGCAGCAUGGUGGGCUGCCCUGGCACUGUUCCUGUUGGCUCCAGGCUCCUGCCCUAGGGCCAAAAGAAGUGUGGCCUUCCUCUGUUUCCCCGCCAGCACCAAGCAGCAGCCCUCAGGGGCCUCAUUAGGGUCUGCUGUCUCUGGCUGAAUCCUCUGAGGGGUGGUGGUAGGCUUGACAUCACAACUGGGGAAGUCCCCAGGGCUGUGUGUGGUGGGAAGGCAGGAAGGGCCAGCUGCCAUGGGCACAGCCACAGCUCCAGCCUUUCCCCAUCUCUGCCCUGCUGGUAGAUGCCACAGGAGGCUGCCAUUUGCACCCCAUCCUUAGGGUCUACUGAGAAACAUCCCCACCCACCAAGGGCACAUCCGGGGCUGCUGCCAAUCUGUGUAGGCUCAGGAACAUAAUGAGGCCUUGAGGCAGGAUCUAGAAGGACAGAGGAGACGGUGCAAUUCCUCUUGAGUAAAGGCUCAGGGGACCCACAGGUGCCCUCGACUGUCUCCCUCAGCUGUGAGCCCAAAGGCCAAGGAGAACAUGAGGCCUCUGGUUCUGCUGGCUUCCAUCCUGGCCAGUGCCACGCAGCAGCCUUCCCAGGUCACAGCACGGAGACCCUGGGGGAGAGGGGGUAGCAGAGGUGCUGCUGUUAGCUUUGCUGCAGCUCAUAGCUGCCCCUCUUUGGGUGCCACAUGAAGGUCAGAGAAUCACCCUCCCCUUCACGUGGGUCCCUCGCCCCACCCGCCCAGGCAGGCAGCUCCAGGUAAGGGCUCCCUUCCCGGCCCCCAGCCCCCACCCCUUGCUGUGAUUCUUCCUGUCUGGACACAGCUGAGAGCGGAGGGAGGGAGCACCACUCUUCCCAUCCAGGCCCCAGGCACUGGCACUCCACAGCACUCUUGCAGCAUUGAACACGGCCAGAAGCUCCUGCCAUGGACAGGUGGCACUUGGGUGGCAGCUCCAAGGGCGACGCGGACCCCUUCCACUAUGACUAUGAGACUGUCCGAAACGGAGGCCUGAUCUUUGCUGGCCUGGCCUUCGUCGUGGGGCUCAUCAUCCUCCUCACACACCAUUUUGCAAAGAGAGAAACAGUCAAAUGUGAGCUCCAAGUACUCGCUUCAGCAGCACAUAUACUAAAAUGUGAGCUCCAAGCCCCACACCAUGGUGAUGCUUGCAGGAGGGAGGGAGGAGAGACUGGAAGAACUGAGUCGUCUUUUGUCUCUCCUUGGAAAAUGAGUGGUGAAUAAAAUGAAACUUCCUUUCCCUU